AUUUAAUACUCUCCGUGGAUCAGAAAACCAAAUCAAGAAACCCCUACACGUAAAAUGAGAGUAAAAAAUUCAGAGGAGUACAAAUUCAAUUUCUAAAAAAAUUCCAGACAAAUAUCUGCAGCGAAUAGUAUGUAGGGCUUAUGGAGAAAAGGUGUAUGAAUGACAGAGUACAAUACAUGGAUGAGACGUUGAGCGAGAGUACAUGAUUGUACUUUGCGAUUGUAAACCCAGCGGGAAAAUCAAAUAUUAGCCAGAAUUUUAGUCAAACACAAAAAUACAAAUCUCCGUCUCCAACCAGCAUUGUAUUGUAUGCGUUUCUAAACAGUCAUCCAAAAAUCACUGUUUUCCGAAAAAAAUAAUAAGUGAAAAAAAUUGGUCAAAAUAUUUCUCAUUGCUCUCUUUAUAUUUGAGUUGUAACGAUUCAUUGGAAGUGCAGAAUAUGGAACAAUUACUUGCAGAGCAGGAAGAAGAGCGAAAACGAGACGACGCAGACGCUGCUGUUGCUGAUGGGAGAAAGCAGAGGAAGAAACAAUUUAGAUGGAAAUUGAAUCAUGACCUUGCCCUAGUUAAGGCUGUUUUGGCGCACACCCCAUUCUCCUCAGUAAAACCGGGCGACGCAUGGGCUACGAUUGCUGGUUCUAUAAAUAAAUUAUUUGAAUUAUCACUGGACAAGCUCGCUGUCCAUCGACGGUUUGAUUUAGUUUUGGAAGCACACCGUAAGGAAGAAACAAAGAAUAGAUACAGGUCCGGAAUUGAAGAAGAGGUUUGCGAAAUAGUGCGGCUCUUAAACGACCUAAUGUCCUUAAUUGAUGAUCAGAAGCUAUUGGAAAAAGGUUACACACAAGCAAAACAGAAAAAACUUGACGAUAGUAAAUUAAAGGCUGAAGAGAUACGUGUUGCUGCUUGUACAACGAUUAAGAGAAGUGGUUCGAGCCCCGAAAAUCCUGGCCCUGUUCCAAAGAAGAGUCCAACUGACUCUACUCUAAUCGAUUUGUGGAAAGAGAAACAGGAAUCAGAACGCCAGCAAGAAAUGAAAAGACUUGAUGUCGAACAGCAACGUUAUGACGCCGAGCGCGCUGAAAAAGUGGUCGACCGAGAUCUAGAGAAGAAAAAAUUAGACCUUCAACAGCAGCAAUUCGAGUUGGAGAGGGACCGUUUUAAUCAUCAACGGGACAAAGAUAAAGAAGAGUUUAAAUUGCGAGAAAAAGAAUUAAUCCUUCGAGAGGAAGAACGCAAGAGUCAGAUGGCAACUCAGACAGCCCUAUUACAAUUGCUCAUGAAAAAAUGUGAAAUAUAGCAUUUUAAAUAGCUUACAUGCAAUAAACUGAUU
This is a messenger RNA of Folsomia candida, 1330 nucleotides long. RefSeq lists its product as uncharacterized. The coding region runs from base 440 to 1297 and encodes 285 amino acids. The record is from RefSeq and is a predicted model, not a curated record. NCBI's taxonomy places the organism in Eukaryota, Metazoa, Arthropoda, Collembola, Entomobryomorpha, Isotomidae. The transcript has 4 exons.